AUGUCAUCAGGAAGUCAGUUCAAACAAUUGGAGAAACUGGGUAAUGGUACCUAUGCUACCGUUUACAAGGGGUUAAAUAAGACUACGGGAGAGUUUGUAGCAUUGAAGGAAGUUAAGCUGGAUUCCGAAGAAGGUACUCCAUCCACCGCAAUCAGGGAAAUAUCAUUGAUGAAAGAAUUGAAACAUGAGAAUAUUGUGAGGUUAUACGAUGUGAUUCAUACUGAGAAUAAAUUGACUUUGGUUUUUGAAUAUAUGGACAAAGAUUUGAAAAAAUAUAUGGAUUCUAGAACUGUAGGCAACGCUCCAGUUGGUUUGGAGUUACAUCUAGUCAAGUAUUUCCAAUGGCAGCUAUUGGAAGGUUUAGCUUUUUGUCAUGAAAACAAGAUCUUACAUAGAGAUUUAAAGCCACAAAAUCUUUUAAUUAAUAAGAAAGGUCAAUUGAAGAUUGGUGAUUUUGGUUUGGCAAGAGCAUUUGGUAUUCCCGUGAACACUUUUUCGAGUGAAGUCGUAACGUUAUGGUAUCGUGCCCCAGAUGUGCUAAUGGGGUCCAGAACCUACUCCACUUCCAUCGAUAUCUGGUCCUGUGGUUGUAUUUUAGCAGAAAUGAUCACAGGGAAACCAUUGUUCCCAGGUACAAACGAAGAGGAACAAUUGAAGUUGAUUUUUGAGACUAUGGGCACUCCAAACGAACAAAGUUGGCCCGGUAUCUCGUCCUUACCCAAGUACAACCCGGGGUUUCCUCAACAUUUGCCAAAAAAUCUUAAAUCAAUAUUACAAGCACACUGUGCGUCUGAUUUGGACGAUACUCUAAUAGCCCUAUUACACGGGUUGCUUCAACUGAACCCAGACAUGAGACUAAGUGCCAAACAGGCAUUGCAUCAUCCUUGGUUCGCGGAGUACUACCAACAACAGCAACAAUAG
This is a messenger RNA of Kazachstania africana CBS 2517, 921 nucleotides long. RefSeq names its product cyclin-dependent serine/threonine-protein kinase PHO85 (gene PHO85). Bases 1 to 921 code for a protein of 306 amino acids. Gene Ontology annotation, biological process: protein phosphorylation. Gene Ontology annotation, molecular function: ATP binding; cyclin-dependent protein serine/threonine kinase activity. Gene Ontology annotation, cellular component: nucleus; cytoplasm. The record is from RefSeq and is a predicted model, not a curated record. The transcript has a single exon. Lineage: Eukaryota; Fungi; Ascomycota; Saccharomycetes; Saccharomycetales; Saccharomycetaceae.